AUGUGUCACCAAGAAGGAGGUUGGUCGUCCUCUCUGUCCAGGUCCCUUCGCCUGUGUCGGGACGGGCAGCCUUCCGCAGCGCAUCGGGAUGCCCCCUGCUUUGUGGACGACUUGGUGGCAGCUCUCCAUAACGCCACGGGGAAAGAUGGUGAACUUCUGGCCAGCAGCCCGGCUUCGUUUGGGAUCUGCAGUGAAUCCGACAGUUCAUCCCGAUUGGUCCUGUCAGAACUCAGCGUAGGAAUACAAGGGAACGACCGAAGAGGCGUGGAGGUUUUGGAACCGGCUGCAGUGCUUGUGUCAGACGAAGAUGAUCAGGAGAGCAUCAUGGUAACCUUUGACCUCCCGCAAUCCCAAUUAUUGAAGCUGAAACCGGUGCUGGUCUUAGCAUUUAAAAGCCCCCUUACAGAUGGAGAGCUGGACGUCAUUUUCUCUAUCUGCUUGCAUUUCAGGGAGGACGUUGUACAUCCUGCUAACAGGAAAAUCAUCUGAGGGAAAUGUGGAACAGAAGUGGAAUAUUUCUGUUCAGGCAAAAUCCCCCGGUCGGGUUCAUCAACGGCCUCCUCCCAGACAAUUUCCCUCUCCUUCCUGUGUGAGCUGCGACGCUUCCUUGAUGCCGGCCUGCCGCAUCAACACGCCGAGCCCCUUCUGCUGCGGCUCGACUCCCUGCAGUCCCUUCCUCCCCUGGCUCUUGGCCUUUCCACCAGCGAGACCCUGCUGGCGGAGAUCAUUAACUCCUCUGCCCCGACUAUCUUUUCCUUCAGCAGCUGGAGCUCCAGCUUCCCGGUCCGUCCUGGACAGCUGGCCCUCUCCCCUGCUCUGCUGGGGGAACUGGGGCAGAGGCUGGAAAUGAAUGAGCGGCAGAUGAGGGAGUUGAUAAGGCAGGGAAUGGUGCCUCAAAGAGCAUCAGAGAAGCUGGAGAGGCUGAAGCAGCUCAGUGCUUUUCAGAAGCAAGAUUUGUCAGCAGAAGGAGAGAGCCAGUACUGCGCUUUCCUCCUCCUGAAGGCCCUGCAGAUGGUGACCCGUGCGUACAGCAUACAGAGAAAGCUGAGGGCCGCCAGAGCAGGCCCUUCAACCAGGGGCCCCACCUGUGGGCUCGGGAGCCUCACUGUGUUCCUGACAGAUCUCGUGUCGGGACUCUUGGGUCCCCAGAGUACCGACCUCAACAACUGCCGCGGCUCGUGCGCGAUUCCGCUAAACAACAUCAACAACCACGCCGUCCUGCUCACCUACCACAUCGAGAGGGGCAACGUGAACGAGCGGGGGCCCUGCUGCGUGCCGCUGGCCUACGACCCCCUGGAGGUGAUAGUCUUGAAUGACGAGGGCAGCUUUCUCACGAGCAAGCCGGAUAUGGUGGCCAAGGAGUGCGGAUGUCGCUAAAAGUGUUUCGGAAUACCUGAGCUAUGUUGUUCAGAGGGAAAUAAGUGUUGUGUUUUUUUAUUUUUUAUUUUUGCUGCAUGCAGCAGUAAAUAGUGCAGUAAAUUCAUAUUAUUUACAUAGAUUUCUUUAGCUUUUACUUUCAAGUAAAUGUAGGAUGCACGUCAUAUAUAGUUUCUGUCUUAAAAAGCGCAAUCAAAAAUAAUUAAAUAGUAAUUAAAUGAUAAUGCAUUAAAAACACCAUCUUCAAAGCCA
Molecule: messenger RNA, 1629 nt
Organism: Xiphophorus couchianus (Monterrey platyfish)
Lineage: Eukaryota; Metazoa; Chordata; Actinopteri; Cyprinodontiformes; Poeciliidae
Gene: amh
Product: anti-Mullerian hormone
Exons: 6
Biological process (GO): gonad development
Molecular function (GO): growth factor activity
Source: RefSeq, a predicted model, not a curated record